GCUCGGUUGGAGCUGAAGCCAUUCUCUUUCCGAUUGACACAAUCAAACUGCAGCAACAAGUGUAUGGAGGAUCUGCUGCCUUGGUUGCGAAGCGUUUGCUUCAACAGCAGGGCCUGGGCGGCCUGUACAAGGGCUUGCUUGGGCGCUUAAUUCAGACCAUUACCUCCAAUGUUGGGUUCUUCGUCUGGCAGACGAUCUUCGUGCAGCUGAGUCUACGUCAGCUUCAAGUGCACGAACCUGACUGCCAAAAGCUCGGGACCAUUGCCGCGCUGGUUGUCAACAUGCUUGCGCAGCAGUUCAACCGAAUACUCACAACGCCGUUCGAUGUCGUGGCGAACGUCAAUCAGGCCGAUCCAGCAUCAAGAGGCUUCUUCAGUACCUUUGUGCGUAUGGCGCGUACAGGAGGGGCCGCAGAGCUUUGGAGAGGGCUUCCAGUAGCGCUGCUACUAUCCUUAAACCCUGCGCUGAUGUUCACGCUGGUUGGGAAGCUGUCUGACCUCAUCAAGGUCUUACGAGAUCGGACCACUCACUGUCAUCUGAGCUCCUCCGACAUGUUUUGGAUAUCUGGCGUGUCCAAAGCGGUAGCCACCCUGCUGACCUACCCGCUUAUUCGCGCCAAGGCCGUCAUUCAGACGACCGGCGGAAACCAUUUGGGCUUAUGGGGCAUGCUCGCCGAAAUAGUGCGAAAAAGCGGGUGGCUUGGUCUUUAUCAAGGCGUCUGGAUCAUGAGCUACAAGACAGUUCUCUUCAACUCUUUGAUGAUGGCGCUGAAACAAAAGGUUUCCCUGGUGCUGAUGCAGUGGGACCAAUACAGGGACCGCAAGAGGCGGCUCACAGCGCAAGCAGAGCUGGAAGGCUUUCGCAGCUGUGUCACAGCGUGCUCGAGCUUGGAGAUGCCAUGGGAGGCCUCAGCGAGAGGCGCCACUGUGGUCUACGUGGACGGCUCCUGGUGCUUCCUGCACGAUGCGCAG
This is a messenger RNA of Symbiodinium pilosum, 971 nucleotides long. Lineage: Eukaryota; Dinophyceae; Suessiales; Symbiodiniaceae. The record is from the annotation of a GenBank genome assembly.